Molecule: messenger RNA, 657 nt
Organism: Trichoderma breve
Lineage: Eukaryota; Fungi; Ascomycota; Sordariomycetes; Hypocreales; Hypocreaceae
Product: preprotein translocase subunit sec66 domain-containing protein
Exons: 3
Coding region: 1-657 (218 amino acids)
Biological process (GO): post-translational protein targeting to membrane, translocation
Cellular component (GO): Sec62/Sec63 complex
Source: RefSeq, a predicted model, not a curated record
AUGUUCGACAUUGACUGGAAGGGCCUUGCCCUUCCAUUCGCCUACCUCAUCGUCCUCGGCGGCGCCCUCAUGACGUUUUCCACAAUCUAUCGCAGACGGAAGGCUGCUGAAAGCGCAAACCUCGCGCCCUGGUUCGGCCCUCACCUCCAGCGAGACAUCUACCUCUCCCUCCUGCAUCUCGAUCCCGAAGAAGGCGCAGAGAAAGCCCCCAAGGUUCCCGAUGGCGUCCUGCGAGCGGCCCUCCUGCGUCGCGCGGUGGAGGACAUCGAGCGCCUGAUCCACAUCAAGACUGCCAAGCAAGCGUGCGGAGCGCUUCUGCAGAGGGGAAGCGUUGGCGAUGACCUGUGGCAGCGCUUCCUGCGCGCAGAGAAGGAAAUGGAGGAGGAACUGAGAGACGUCGUUACCGAGGCCAACGCUCUGGCGCCAAACUGGGGCUCCAUCAUCUUCCAGUCCGCACACGAAAUCGCCGCCAACACCAAGCUCCGCCAGCGCCUAGAGGAAAUCCAAGCCCAGACUGAUGCCGAGAAGGCUUGGUGGGAUAAGAAACGAGGACAGAUCCGCGCAGAUUUCAUGAAGGAGCUCGAGGAAUCCGAGAAGGGCUCAACAAAGGACGCUCACGAGGACGACGCUGUAGUUGUUGAUUCCCCCAAGAAAUGA